Molecule: messenger RNA, 3795 nt
Organism: Mytilus californianus (California mussel)
Lineage: Eukaryota; Metazoa; Mollusca; Bivalvia; Mytilida; Mytilidae
Exons: 10
Coding region: 88-2079 (663 amino acids)
Cellular component (GO): extracellular region
Molecular function (GO): chitin binding
Source: RefSeq, a predicted model, not a curated record
UUAUCAUACACAAAUCUCAAAUUUCAUAUUAUUAGUCUAAAACAUUAUGCAUUAAUACCAUAAACGUUUAUCAGUACUUAACUUCAAAUGGAGUUCCCAUAUGGAAAGAUAUUUUUCGAAAAAGGAAGUAUUUAUGGAUUCGAAAACAGUUCAUAUAAUGACGAGGUUCCUCUUCCUCCAGGUAUUUGUGGAAGACGGCAGCAACUUGGUGCAUAUUUACAGCCUUGUAAUCGAUAUGGAAAAGGGAUGUCUUCCAACCAAGAUUACCCUGAUUACCUCAGUGUACAAGGGUCCGUCAGAAGUAGUUCGCACAUUGAUAAAGUAUCAGAUAAAUUUCACGAUUCGCAAGGCAGCAAAUACAUCAUAUACAAAGGAGAAAGGAGACAUAACAAUAGAAACAGAGAAGAAUUGAAUGAUAUUGAUGAUAUUCGCAUAUAUUCAGAAAUAGGAGAUCCAACAAUAUUAAGUACGACUGAGCAGACAGGCAUCGAAGGUUUUGAUCAAAGAGUAUAUGUAGAAGGACAAUUAAACAGUUAUAAGAAAGAUACCAACAAGGAAUCGAAACAUUCACCGUGUUCACCUUGCAAAAUAAUUGUCCUCAUUACGAUUACAGCCAUUCUACUAUCUUCCUUUGGCUUGGGAUUUUAUUUCUUUGUUCUCAGAAAUAUCAGUACAGAUGAGAACCUUACUUCUUCGGUGACAGAGACAACGAUUAAAACAAUGGAUACGUCAACAUCUGUGCCAGACGAAAAAACUACUUCUUCGCCAACAGAAACAUCGACAGCGAUCACAAUCAUGGAUAGGACAUCAACUGUGCCAGUGUCACAACCAAGUACGUUUGUAACCAUAACCAGUGGGAAAGCAUCAACAGAGAUAUUUACCAAUCCGGAUUCUUCUCUUACAACACCUACAGAUGAAGAAAUAACAUCAACAAAAGAUAUAAGCUCAUCGCUAGCACAAAGUUCGACAACGCAAUCUUACUGUUCGCCUACUGGUAAUACGAUUUUACAACUAAGUCCUGACCAAAUUGCUAAUCUUGGAAUGUACAGAAGUUGGUUUCUUCAUAGUUGCGAAGCCGACAUUGGCUAUCCACCAGGCAAUUUAAGCAUUGAAAUUAUGAAGUCAGGAGAAUUAGAAUUCAGAAAAUUAGAUGUAACAAUUGAACGAUCAGAGGACAACAAGACAUCAUGCGAAUUUCAUAGAAAAAUAGAAUUUGGGAUACUAUUUACAUCUGAUAUGGAGAAGGCUAUCAUCAGAUGCAAAGUAAUGAAUAAAUUCUUCCCAGACUCUUCGGCUUUUUAUUCAAAUAAUGAAACAAUUUUACUUAUACCAGGUGAUGCGUGUAAGGAUAACACUGUAUCACAAAGCUACCGUGUACAUCCUACCAACUGUCAUUAUUAUAUUGAGUGCCAGAAUAAAGUACCUUAUGGUCGGGCCUGUCAGUACAACUAUUGUUUUGGUAUAUAUACAGUAGAAACGUGCAGUCCUUGCAAUGAUGUUACAUGUCCAGCAACAAGUAUCUCCUGUACAAAUACGACAAUCGUUCAGCAGCAGAGCAAAGUUAAUAUGACAUUACACUCUGACCAAAUUGCUGGUCUAACUUCCCCAAGAGCUGCACACCUCCAUACUUGCACUGGUUUCAUUGGCAAUCUAACGGGCGAAAUAAGUGUUGAAAUACAAUUGGAAGGAAACGAUAAUUAUCAAACAAUAAGUCCAAGUUAUACGACCGAAACAGAUACAACAGAAAACUGUGGAAUAACAAGAGUCUUCAAGUUUUGGAUUGGGUUUACUGUGGCUAUGUACAAUGCAAACAUCAGAUGUAAAGUAACAAAUGGCCUUUAUCCAGAUGUUUCGCCAAAAUAUUCUAGCAGUGAAACUCUUUACCUUGUUUCAAGUGAAUUUUGUAAUCAGAAUUUUGAAGGAACCAUAACUAAUAAACAUCAUCAUCCAACAACCUGUCAUAGAUAUGUUACAUGUGAAGAUAAAGGACCCUCCGUGCAAGCAUGUCCAAGCAGUCUUUGCUUUAGUUUAGAAAAAGAUUAUUGUGAUUUUUGCGCUCAAGUAAAAACAUGUCUAUAACAAAACCAAUACCUUGAAACUUGUUUGAUUUUUCUCUGUUGUAUUCAUAUAAACAAGUUUCAAUUGAUGCUCUUGAUUAUUGUUGAUCAACUUCGAACCAUUGCAGUACAAAACUAUCAACCCCAGUAUAAAUACAUUAAAGUGGCACUAGCUGUCAAAUUCAUGUUCACCGAUUAGAUUCAAAUUCUCAUAUUUGAUUUAUAACCAUGUUAAAUAUUUAUCCAAAUUAUAAAAUGUCUAAAAUAAAGUAUUAACAGGGCAUAGGCUCGAUAAUAUGUAGCUUCGUUUCGUGUGUAUUUUAGUCUUGACGCCGUCUAAUUAAAUAUCGAGUUGACCUCCGAAUACCUCCAAUGGUCAUAUAAGCGAUAUAAACAUAAAUAUAGAUAUAAAUAGAAAGUGAACUCGUGUAAUUGGAUUUUUCUAGGUCUGUUUAAUUUCAUAUUAUAGAUUAAAAAUAUGUGUUAAUCAUCGUUUUUACCUGUAUAAAAAUGAUUUUUGGUGGAUCGAAUCAGUAAAUCAAACGAUUUACCUUUGUUUCACUUUCAAUUUUGACAUUCUUUACCUCAAAAUAACUUAACACGCACAAUGCAUGCGUUAGCCUUCUCUAGCUAAGGAGUUAAAUUGAAUUUCACAUGAAUACGGAUUCAAUGAGGUCGAAUUAUUUACUUGCAAGUGAAUAAUUCACCAUCAAUGUUUCUUAGCUUAUUUUGACAAAAUUGAACCAUACUGGCUGCUAAAAGCGAAUUAUUAUUUCACUAUUUCACUUUCAUUAUUGAUUGAACAAAAAAUAUCAUACUUUAGAUUUUUUAUAUAUCUCGUAGCUAGUGCCCCUUUAACAUAGGUAACUAUUAUAUUCAAAAAUUUACACAUACAAACUAUAGUCUGCAAUUAAAGUGCUAAUUAAUGCAGAUUAAAUGUAGUUAAUUAAAAAUAUGUUUUCACUAUACUUAGCUACAAAAUACAUUUUGUUUAUUUGUUUUAUAAUAUAAUGCUCACACUUGUGUCUGUACUUAUGCAGUAUCUUAACAAGUUGCGAUGUUUUGGGUUUUUUUUCUAAUCUACAUAAGCCAAUGUUUACACAUGCUAGUAAACUUUGCUUUAAUUGUGACGUUACCAAUGACAAACAAAUACAUAUAUUUCGGAGGACAUGAAAUGACACUGUCUCAACGAAAAAAUUAGUUGCUUAUGAUAACAUCUUCCUCAAGUGCUUGUGUUGUCAAAGUAUAAUUUCAGACUGCAAGAUAUAGAAACUUAAAAAAUGAAAAGGCGAUUAUAUAUUAGAGAAAUAGAUGAUUGGCCCAUCCCUGAAAUUUGUCGAUUACUUGACCUAUCGUCUUAAUAAAAUAUGAGUUUACUGUACUGUAUAAAUUGUUUGACGAGCUAAAAAGGGUUUUUAGGCUGUUCUUACUUUCUGUUAAGAUCUUUAUUAUAUUAUUGUCAUUAUUGUCAUAUAGACAACUGCUGAUGAUAAUUAUUGAGUGCAUAUCUUAGAGAAAUAGCUAUGAUGUCAGCAAAUAUUAAGUUUCGUUUAACAAUAAACAUAUUCCUUACUGCGUCAUCUAGUUGUUAACAACUGCCAUAAAUAGUACAACUAUUCUAUGUAGGUUUAUGCAUGUGUGUUAAUCGUCAAAUGAACUAGGUGAUUGACCUGACGAAAUUGCGUUGUCUUUUUUGUUGGAGUUAUAUAAACUUGUAAAAUUACAUUUAUUUUGAGAA